AUCCAACCCAUCACCUUACUUUCCUGGAAGUAGAGUGUAAUCCGAAAAACCGAAGAUUGUUCCUAUUUUCACUUUACUCGAGAUUGAAAUUGACUUGAAGAGCAAUUGCAAAGCUACGUGCACCAUGCUGAUACGUUGAGUUUAUCUAUUUAAGCCCUAUAAAAAACAAACCAUCCUUCUCCAUAUUGUCAGCUACGUUCAUAUACCUUCUCCGACGACUCUCCGGCAACACUUUCACUUUACCAUUACGUUCAAUAUGUUGGGUUUUAUAGCCAGCUGGUUGACGCCGACGUCUUUGUUCCUCUUCCUCAACGUAGUCAUCGGCACCAUCUUCCUUAUUUCCAAUUUAUCUCCUCCCAAACCACCGCCUCACGACCGCGGAGAAUACUACUCAGCUCCACCACUCCAGCGAACUCCGUCGUUGCUCGACCGGGUCAAGUCAGUUAACUUUUCGACUUUCAAAUUUUCUCUCCCGAACCCGGAUUUCGCUGACGAUUAUCAUCACCGACAGGAGGAUAACAACUUAGAGCCACACCCGCUCGAGCGAGCACCGUCGAUUCUCGAACGGGUCAAGUCUAUUAACUUAUCCCUCUACAAAUACCCACCUCAAAACCCGGACCCAGUUUACGUCGAACCGUCCCUAACCCGAGCACCGUCGUUGUUACAGCGAGUCACCUCCUUUUACAGAUCCGACUCCGGUAAACUAAACACAGAAACGGUUGACCACCCUGAAACAGAUGAACCCGGUUCAACCAAACCCGAGCACAACAACAACAAGAACAACGUAAAGCAAAUGAAGAAAUCGGCGAGUGAGAAAACAACGGAAAGAGCCGAAGAAGACGAAGAAGAAGUGGAAAAGAGACGACCGGUGACUACGAGGAUAGAGAAAACGACGUCUUUCGGAGACGGCGACGAUCAAGGCGUCGAUGCCAAAGCCGAUGAUUUCAUCAAUCGAUUCAAGCAACAGUUGAAGUUACAAAGACUGGAUUCCCUGUUACGUUAUAGGGACAUGCUCAAGUCAAGGUCUAGCAACUAAAAUUAUGUAAGAUUUCGCCAUUUUUGUUACUUUUUCAAGGUUUCCACAAAAAAGAACAUGGGGUUUUCGUAAUUUAUCCGGUUUUUGAUGAUCCGGUUUACUCCGACCGGUGAAUGGGCAAGUAAAGGGUAGUAGUAGAUAUCUAGUUCAGGAUCGAGAGUACUGUUUUCACAAGCAUGAAAAUAAAGGUCUAAUUCUGGUUUUAAUCCCUCUUCUAUGCUGAAAUUUAUGAUUUAAUUCUUAUUGUGAUUUAGCAUAAUUUGAUUGUCUUUAUUAGUAGGUCGGAUUUGAUAGCAUCGUUAACGGUUUACUGCUAAAGUGAUGAAUCGAUAAUAUGAAUUUUUGCAGUAAUGGAAUUACUUAUUAACAAAAAAAAUCUAUAUCAACAGUAGUUAACAGAAUUAUCAAAUUGGACUUACUAACAAUACUCUAAAAUAAAAGAAUCAAAUUAUGCAAAAAUUAAAUAUUUGUGAUUAAAUCUCAAAUUUCAACAUAGUAGAGGGACUGAAACCAGAAUUAGACCAAAACUAAAAAUGACCAAUGGUUGCCCUUUGGUUUCUAGUAAAUUUUGUCGACAAUGAUGGGGAUGUACGCUUGCAUGGUUUUAGAUCACUUUUAGUGUGUUCAAAGCAUCGAAGACGAGAAUUGAAUAAUGUUUUUAUAGGGACUUAAUUGUGAUAUGUAACCAUGUUUAUGACAAUUAAUGUAAAUAUACCAUAAUUAUUUUGUUGCCGACUUCA
Molecule: messenger RNA, 1776 nt
Organism: Gossypium arboreum
Lineage: Eukaryota; Viridiplantae; Streptophyta; Magnoliopsida; Malvales; Malvaceae
Product: pathogen-associated molecular patterns-induced protein A70-like
Exons: 1
Coding region: 257-1036 (259 amino acids)
Source: RefSeq, a predicted model, not a curated record